CUACUUAUUUACAUAUUUCAAACAUUUUUUGUAGGUAAUGGUUACUAACGUCACAUCAUUGUUAAAAACUGUAAAAGCAGUUGAAGAUGAGCAUGCACGUGGCACACGGGCAUUAGAAUCAACUAUUGAAGCAAUUGCUCAAGAAAUUAGAACAUUAAAUUCAUCAGAAAACAUAAAAAAUAACACAACAUUGGAUGAUCUUAUAAGAUGCACUAAAAAUAUAACUACAUCUACAGCAAAGUCUGUAGCUGCUGCAAAUAGCUGUAAGCAACAUGACAUAAUUGCUGCUGCUAAUAUGGGCAGAAAGUCAAUCAGUGAUAUGCUUUUAAUUUGUAAAGCCGUUAGAUGGAAUUAUGCAAAAACUGAAGAUAUGAAAGAACGUAUAAUCAAAGCAGGCCAGGAUAUAGCUAUUAAUUAUAGAGAAUUACUACAAGUAAUACUUCAAAUAACAACAAAAUCAAGUGAAUGUAAGCAUUUGCUUUUACCAGUUUCUCGUAAAAUAUCACAAAAUGUUACUGAGCUUAUAGCGGUUACUGAAAUUUUAAAAGGAAAUAAAUGGGUUGAUCCAGAUGAUUUAGCAGUCAUUGCUGAAAAUGAAUUAUUAGGAGCUGCAGCUAGUAUAGAUGCAGCUUCCAAAAAAUUAGCUAAUCUUCGUCCUCGUAAAAAUAUUCAGGAAACAAAAGAAGAAUUAAACUUUGACGAAAUUAUUUUAGAAGCAGCUAAAUCAAUAGCUGCAGCUACUUCAGCUUUAAUUAAAGCAGCAAGUGCUGCUCAAAGAGAAUUAAUAUCUUCUGGCAUCGUUUCAAGAACUCCUUUAAUGAGUUCGGAUGAUGGGCAAUGGUCUGAAGGAUUAAUAUCAGCAGCUAGAAUGGUAGCUGCAGCUACACAUAGUUUGGUAGAAUCUGCAAAUACAUUAGUUCAAGGACUCAGUAGCGAAGAAAAAUUAAUUUCCAGUGCUAAACAGGUCGCCAGUAGUACUGCACAACUUUUAGUAGCUUGCAAAGUAAAAGCUGAUCUUGAUAGUGAAAGUACAAAACGCUUACAAGCCGCGGGUAAUGCUGUAAAACGAGCUACAGAUAAUUUGGUUCGUGCUGCUCAACAAGCAAUACAACAUGAAGAAGAACGGUCGCUUAUCUUAAAUCGACGAAUAGUGGGUGGUAUUGCACAAGAAAUUAAUGCAAGAUCAGAAGUAUUACGUAUAGAAAAAGAACUUGAAGAAGCUAGAGGGAGGCUUACUGCAAUAAGACAAGCAAAAUAUCGAAACCGUGGUGAUGCAUCUGAUUUGGAUAUCGAUAUUGAUCAAAAUAAUGACGAUACGUUUUCACAUUGUGAAAUAAAAUUUGACGCUUUACCAUCAAACUGUUUUAAUUUACAAUUUUGUGAUUCUAAAUCAUCGGAAGAAUUUCCAAAUUUAUCAGAAAACAUGAAUCAUAUUAAAAAUUUUAAUGAAAAUUUAAUUAGUCCUGAAAAGGUUAAUGUAACUCAAAAUACGCUCGAAAAAAAAAAAAAAGCGGAAAUAUGUGCUCCUAUAUUUUUAGAAAAUUCGUGUGAUCUAUAAUGUAUUUUCCAUGCGUGGAUGAAUCAAAAUUUAAAACAACUAAUGUUGAUUUAUCAUAUCACUUGAAUUCAUUUGACAAAAAAAUAUAAUAAAAAUUUACAUUAAUAAUUAAGACCGAUGUUUAAGUUUAUAAAUA
Molecule: messenger RNA, 1694 nt
Organism: Ceratosolen solmsi marchali
Lineage: Eukaryota; Metazoa; Arthropoda; Insecta; Hymenoptera; Agaonidae
Product: talin-1-like
Exons: 2
Coding region: 38-1558 (506 amino acids)
Biological process (GO): cell-cell adhesion; actin cytoskeleton organization
Cellular component (GO): cytoplasm; plasma membrane; focal adhesion
Molecular function (GO): integrin binding; actin binding
Source: RefSeq, a predicted model, not a curated record